This is a messenger RNA of Paramacrobiotus metropolitanus, 870 nucleotides long. Its product is annotated as beta-glucanase-like. The transcript has a single exon. Gene Ontology annotation, biological process: carbohydrate metabolic process. Gene Ontology annotation, molecular function: hydrolase activity, hydrolyzing O-glycosyl compounds. Lineage: Eukaryota; Metazoa; Tardigrada; Eutardigrada; Parachela; Macrobiotidae. Bases 61 to 816 code for a protein of 251 amino acids. The record is from RefSeq and is a predicted model, not a curated record.
CAGACGCUGCGUUUAAUUUGUAAAUUGCAAACUUUAUAAAUUUGGCAGUUGACAGCUAAAAUGACACCAAUUACACUGAUACGAUGUUUCAGAGCUGCCCUGAUCGCACUUGUAAUAACAUACUUAUGUGUUCCGGUGAUCGGCGUAAACCGCAAAAUUCUUACGUUUUCCGGGCGACAAUGGUCUGUUCGCAAUCAAACUCAAGCUGGUCCCGGUCCCAACAACUGGGAUGAAACCAACAUGUUUCUCGAUAACAAAGGUCACCUGCAUCUGAAAAUUACCAAUCGCAACGGAAAUUGGUCCUGUGCGGGAGUCGCUGGCAUCGAACGCCUGGGAUUCGGUCGUUAUCAGUUCCAGAUUGAAGGGCGUAUCGACCGGCUGGAUAAGAACGUUGUUCUGGGAUUAUUCAACUACCCCCCGCGCGACGUCGGUCCUGACACAACCAAUGAGAUCGACAUUGAAUACGCUAAAUGGGGGAACGCCAACGCCAAAACGGGAAAUUUCGCGGUGUGGCCAUCCGCCUCGGGGAGGAAACAGACAUCGUAUCGGUUUGAUGCGACGCUAACAGGAUCGUACACGACGCAGUCGUUUAUAUGGCGCAAUGACACGAUUUUGUUCAGUGCGCAACAUGGACAUCAGAAUAAUAACCGGCUAAAUGAAUACGCUAGUUGGAGUUUUGCACCGGCAAGUUCACUGGAUAUUCCACAAAAUCCCAUGCCGGCGAUGAUGAAUCUCUGGUUGUUCAAGGGUGCACCACCGAGCGAUAUCCGCGAAGUCGAAAUUGUAAUUCAUUCUUUCAGCUUUAUCCCCUUUUAGAACAUAGUAAGAUAACGGAAUUUGUUUCCGAAAAAACACUGAUGCAAGAGUACU